AAUUCAUUAUUGUGAUUGGUCAAAUAUAAACGUAAAUAAAGCGAAAGAGAAAAACGUGUAUGCUACGAACUUAAUUUAACAUUUUAAGAGAAUAAUGUUACUUACCGACUAUCCAGUACCUAACUCUGGGAUCCAUCACAAACAAGACAAUACGAAGGCAUUUAUUGACGAAAAUGACACUGGCACAGGGGCUUUGUACAUAGCUGAAAGUCAGGUGACGUGGCUAAGCUCAGCUGGAGCAGGGUUUUGUUUAGAGUACCCUAAGAUUUGCCUACAUGCAAUUUCCAGAGAUCUGUCUUCAUUUCCACAUGAGUGUCUGUACCUACAAGUGGAAGGGAAGUUAAUUGAAGAUGACAGGGGAAGUAACUCUUCAUCUGAGGGUGAUGAUGAUGAUGAUAUGCCGACAACAGAAGUCAGAUUUGUUCCUGAUGAUAAACUUGCAUUAGAAGCAAUGUUUGCAGCACUGUCACAAUGUCAGAUCUUACAUCCAGAUCCAGAAGAUCCUGAUUUUGAUGAACAGUUUGAUGAGAGAGAAGAAGGUUUUUAUGAAGGUGAGGAGGGUGCUGAAGAGCUCACAGAACAAGGGCAGGUAACUUUACAGAGAUUAGAGAACAUGUUACGAGCAGGACAAGGAGAUGGGGCCAAUGUUGAGGAAACAAAUGGUCACAGAGAAGAAGAAGAAAUGGAGAAAGAGAACCCAAACAAUGCAGGACAGUUUGAUGAUGCUGAUAUGGAGCAAUGAAAACAUACUAACAUUGUGUAUAUAAAAUCAUAUGUGGUGGACUUGAUAUGAAAAUACAAAAAUGCUGGGACAGGAGGAAGGCUUUCUCACAUGAACAUAGUUACAUACUGAAUGUUGUUUGUAUCUGUCUUAAUGGAGUAUAAAGAAGUUUGUUAUGUACCGUGUGGUUAUAACAAAUACUAUACAGACAGUGAACAUUUGAGAGUAUUUAGAACAACAGAAUUUGAAAUUCAUUGUGUAAAGUCAGUCUAAAUGACAAUCUCAUUGUAAGAAAGCGAAUGUGAAAACUUACUGAUUGAAAAUUAGCUUUGUCAAAUCAUCCAUUCUGAACAAAAUUUGUUUUUUUAUUUGUGGUUAAAUUAUAUCAUAAUACUAUAGAGAUAUACUUUACAUUGUUAAAUUCAUGACAUCACGUUAACAGUUUUGUUUCAUUGUCCUUGAACUAGCAUAACACUAGGUAUGACCUACAUGAACAUAUCAAACAUCAUUAAGUUAGCUUUCCAUUUAUCACUGGAUAUUUUUAUUCAUUUUUCAUCAAAAGUUUUUAGUUUAAGCUCAUCUGAGCAUAAGUGCUCAUGGCUAUUGUAUUGAUUUGUCUAUUUGUUUUUUUUCCCACAAUUUCUUUUAAAUCCAUCUCCUGAACCGCUUUGCAAAUUUCAACCAAACUUUACAGGAGUGUUCUUUGGAUGACCCCCUUUCAGAUUCUUUCAAAUCAAGUCAUUCUGGUAGAGGAGGAUCUGUAUUGAUUUUGGGGUCAAUAGGUCAAAGACCAAGGUCACAGUGAUCAGGAGAGUGAGUGUAUUUCAGGCUCAAAUGACAACUAUUUUAACUUCAAUUUACAUUUAUUCCAAGCUUUGAGGAAAGGGCUUAAAUUGUUUGCUAAUGUCCAGUGGUUUGUGGGCUUGUUAGUCUGUAUGCAGAUAAGUAGGCCAUUAAUUUUGAUUUCCACUCAAGGUGUUUAGACUUCUGGGACCUUAAUAUAAUGAUUGUCUGUGGUCAGCAGAUGACCCCGUUGUGAGAUAGUAGCUCAAAGCUCCAGUUCUCAGUGACCUCAAAGUUGAAAUGGUUUCUGAUAAGUAACUGGAGAAAACUUAGGACAGCAGCAGUCAAACUUCAUAGUAUGAUUUCCUAUGGUUAGUUGCUCAUGGUUACUUGUUCUGGGGCUCAAUAAGUCAAAGGUCAUGUUACAGUGACCUCCAGAUUGAAAACAAUGUUCAGUCAUUGGACCUCUUUGGUCCACAGCUGUUGAAUUGCAGAUAAUUGUGUCAGUGUAAUGUGGAACCCAAAUAACACAAAAACAAAAAAAUAGGUCAGCAGAUGGCCUUUCAAUGGCUGAGACUUAAAACUACUUCCAGUCAAUUACUGGAAGAUGCUUUGUCCUGUGACUGUGGUCUGUUGACGACCUUUAUUGUUUUGAGGUCAGUGGUCUGGUUAGUGACCAAAAUAAUAAACCUUUAGCUUGCUAAAUGUCUGAAAUGGACUGUUCCAUCAUUCAAAAUUGGGCAAUACCAUUUAAUAUUCAAAGGGGUGUUCAUCUAAUAUUAACUGACUGAACAACAAACACCGCAGACCAUGAUCAGCCUGUAUGGACAUGCAGGCUGAUCUUGGUCUGCACUGGUCGCAAAGGCAGAAUCACAUGCUGCCAGAAGGCUAAAGGUUAAAAAGGUUUCUGAUCAAUGACUGAAGAAAGUUUCAAGCAAGGACUAUUGAAUUUCUUAAGAUGAUUUCUUGUUGCAAGUAGAUAACCCAAUUGUUUUGGUGAUCAGUAGGUCAGAGGUCAAAGUCAAACUUUAUAAUUUCCUAUGGUCAAUUGAUAAUUUUAUUUGUUCGAGGAGUCGGCAUGUAAAUAAGUUAAAGUUGCCAUUUUUAACAACAGCAAAAUGGACAAUGAUACAGCUUUCCUUGCAUUGCAAAAAUGUAUAUCUUUGAUCAGAAAUAGCCAUAUUAAACGUUUAUGCCUAAUAGUUGAAAUCACAUAAAUAUCCAUUUUUUUACCAGUCAAACACUAAUUUAAAUUCACAGUUCCUUUCAAAUAGGUACACAGAGGGAAUAGUGGAUGAAAAUUUGAAAUCCUCACUGUGGGGUCAAUGUUCCUUGUAUUUUACUGACAUGCUUGAUUUAAAACAGAUGGCUUAUUUCUUAGUUGAAUGCACAUGAAUACGCAAAUAUUUUCAUUUUUUUGACCUGCAUAGGCCAGUUAAGGAAAACACCUGAAAACUACUAUAGAAUCUCACUUUUUGUUUUAUCAUCAGAUUGUAUGAACAAUUUGUCAUGUUUUUAUAAUUUCACAUAGUGACUAUCAUAACAAGACAGCCUCUUACUCCUUCUCUUUAAUCAGGUGAGUAGUGAAAUUUAGAUAAAUCAUGGAUCUAUGCCUGAUUAUCCUUUUCCACGUACAUGUAUAUUUAUGAUAGUAGUUUUAUCAUGACAGAAGUAGUACUGGGUCCUGUGUUUCAGUUAAUUUAUUGCAGUGCUUAUCACAUGGCCAUUUUCCCCCCAGAAAAAUAACAUGUAAUCAUACCUCCUGCAAAACAUUUUGGCGAGUAUUAGAAUUUCAUGACUGAAAACACACAUGAUGAUUCUGGAAAAAAUGUAGCGAUUAUACUGGAACGUGUACUUACAUACAUUCAUUCACAUACAUGUAUCUCAUUUCUUUCAUGUUAUUUUGUUUAUGGAACCAUUUGUAUUGAUGCUCAUGUUAAUAUGAUAAUAAAAUUGAAAUGUAA
Molecule: messenger RNA, 3468 nt
Organism: Mercenaria mercenaria
Lineage: Eukaryota; Metazoa; Mollusca; Bivalvia; Venerida; Veneridae
Product: methylosome subunit pICln-like
Exons: 6
Coding region: 95-742 (215 amino acids)
Biological process (GO): spliceosomal snRNP assembly; cell volume homeostasis; chloride transport
Cellular component (GO): spliceosomal complex; methylosome; cytosol
Source: RefSeq, a predicted model, not a curated record